Molecule: messenger RNA, 636 nt
Organism: Strongylus vulgaris
Lineage: Eukaryota; Metazoa; Nematoda; Chromadorea; Rhabditida; Strongylidae
Source: the annotation of a GenBank genome assembly
GCAGAAAAUUUCGGUGAAAUAAUGUGUGGUUCCCGACGACGAGCUGCUCUAGUUCGAGUUUCGAAUAUUUUGGACAAUGAGCUUCAACGAAUGUACUCUCAAGGACGAGCAGACACGCAGAUAUGUAACACUAGGCAAAUUACUCUUGUUGAAUUCAUUGAAUACCUCUACUACAAAGUAAAUGACGCUAUAAAUUCUUUGGACGGUGGCCAACAUCGUGGAUAUCACCGAUUAGUGAGGUUUCAGCACAAAACCAAGGACAAAGCGGGUUUACCCACAACAGUAUUGACUAUACCCCUAGCUGGUGAGGAUCAAUCUCUUCCACCACCAUCUAUCUGUUCUGGCACCAUCUAUGCACCUCCCGUAACAUCACCACGAACCUCGGAUGAAUAUGAAGAGUAUGACAAGAUCUCUGACGAGGGCUUCUAUAACUCGUCCUCUCGACAGACUACCGUAAUCGACGAACCGGCCACAAACACCACACUGUGUCGGGUACUGUACGAUUUCGAACCAAAACACGAUGAUGAAAUUCAGCGAUUUCCAAAUUUCUCUCAUCAAAUUGAGUUGAAGUCAUCGCUUCUCAUCCAACAAAGAGAAGGAAGCGCUAACCAAUUGACACUCUUGCACCAUUGUUAA